GGUAGAAGGACUGAGUGGAUAAUUUGUUUUUGUCACAGGAGCGAAAGCUCAAGAUGCUUCUACGUGAUAUCCAUAUCGUCCUUGAUGACGUAUUUGCUUUUUCUCUUUGACUACGUACGCACGACUACGAGUAGGCCGUUGCACUAGUUCUACAUCAAUAAACUAAGAAGUCCCGGCUUGUGCUUAUCGAACUACAACAGUUCAUUUGUCAGAAAAAAUGUCGUUCUCAUUGGAACCGCAUCCGAUUGGCGUGAAAUACUGGACCAACAUCUGGAAGGAGUCGAAGGAUGUUCCUUUCGCAGAAGCCCACUCAAAAUUCCAGAGCUGGUACCAGAACACUAUGAAAGGGAAGGUAGUUGCAAGAUCUCGGCACUACUUACUGUUUAUCGUCUAGAUCAUCUAGUAAGUUUGGUAAUCAUGAUGAUUGGGAUCGGUCAGCUCUUUCAGGAGUAGAGCUUCAACUUCUACUGACGGGAUAGAUAUGCGUGAGUACUAGAGCAGCUCGAAUAUCAUCACCAGAACCAGUGGUCUGUUUCUUUGCUAGUUGUAUCCUAAUCCUUGUAGAAAUCCUCUUUCCUCCACCUCGUCGUUCAUAUCGGAGUUCUACAAAUCGUUUGGUCGAUUUUACUACCGACACCGUGCCGGCAGCCUCGGAGCAUUAGCUCCCCUUGUGGUCGGUGGCUUGGCGUUCAAAUUCGUCUCGAGCUACUAUGGGAUCCUACGAGAUAAUGCGGCAGCGAUCGAAGCAGGUAAAGCCUACGGCCAGGGAGGCUACAAGAGCAAUCCAGUUCCGAAAUAGAGGAAGGUUUUUGCUCAGGUGUCGUGACAUGUGCGUUCAUGUGGAAGAGGGUUGAUUCAUUCUUACAAAUAUAAUCAUCUUCUUGGGGCGGUGGUUUGUUGUCGCCAGGAGGCGGACGAGGAGGUUGAUUUAUCCAACAAUUGUUGUUCGUUCUUCUCGGGAUGAUUGGUGGUAGUUGAGACUGAGUAACCUUGUUGAAAACCCCUGACGGGGACUAGUCUUCAAGUGUGCUGCACGAAAGCGCUGUCUUCCAAAUGAUUCUUUUUCCUAUCAUUAACAAACUCAAACUGCGUGCCUUUUCUUGCAAGCAUGGCCGUCAGCUCGAUGUAAGUGUAACAGACACAGACCGUAACUACAAGCACAAGAGGAGGCAACACAGGC
Amoebophrya sp. A25 is the source of this 1180-nucleotide messenger RNA. NCBI's taxonomy places the organism in Eukaryota, Dinophyceae, Syndiniales, Amoebophryaceae. The record is from the annotation of a GenBank genome assembly.